AUGUCGGAUGAGAAUAAACAAGACAACAUCAACCUAUUACUUGUCAAUGCCGUCUCCGGUGGCAUUAAACCAAAAGCCGCUCAAAAGUCAAUGACCUAUGAGAAGCUAACUUUGAGAGCUUUAGAGUCUUGCGUUAAAUUUAGUGGAGGUUUAUCUGAUACUAUUGACGUCAAUACCUGGGCUGAGAAGAUAGCUUGGACACUUAAGAACUCAGCAGCAAAAGGAUUUGAUGCAGCUUCUCUUGUGGAAAGUCGUCUCUCAUCCCCAGCGGAAAACUGGUUCAUCGAGACGAUCAAAGAUUUGGGUGAUACCAUUGAAAGUGAACGUCCACAAUUUUUCUUAAAUUUAGUUAUUGAGAAAUUCAAAGACUUAAAUUUAAAGACAAAACGUUUGUCAAAAUUAAUGAAUUUGAGAAUCACCUCUGGUGAAUCAGGUCAUAUAUUUGAAAGGACAAGUUUGGAGUUACCGGAAGAAUAUAUUUCCAGACAGUGUCUUUUAGAAAUUUUUGUGUCAAAGGUUCCAUCAUUUAUUAGGGAUCAUCUGUUGACCAAUCCACCUUCAGGUUUUGGACUCAGCUUCUAA
Molecule: messenger RNA, 582 nt
Organism: Naumovozyma dairenensis CBS 421
Lineage: Eukaryota; Fungi; Ascomycota; Saccharomycetes; Saccharomycetales; Saccharomycetaceae
Exons: 1
Coding region: 1-582 (193 amino acids)
Source: RefSeq, a predicted model, not a curated record